GAAAGAAUAUAAAUGUAAGGUUAUGUUUUUCUAACAACAACAACAUUCGUCUUCUCUUCUGUUAUUCUUCAAAAUAUAUAUAAAAAUUACUUUUAAGUUUACCUAGAUAGUGUUUAAAAAAAUGGUUCAAAAUAAGGAAACUCCGAUGGAAACGGAUGUUUCGUGUAAUGAAGUAUUUCAAAGAGAAUCAGCCGAUUAUCAAGAUCUUUCAUCAAAAUAUCGUGGAGACUAUGAAAAUUAUUCAAAACAAUUUGCUAAAAUUUAUACCGCAAGAAUAUCAGAAUUAUCAAAAGUGUUGACUGAGAAAGCGAGAAAAAAAUGGGGUACUGCAAAAAUCAUGCAAUUGUCUGAAUUGGCAGAGUGUGAAGACGAACGUUGUAUAAUAAUUGGAACACUUUAUAAACAUCAGCAGAAUAAACCAUCGAUAUUGAAGGAAUUAAGUGAAGACGAACAAUUGGUAUUGCCAGUUGUCAAAGAUGAUUAUUGCUCGGACGAUGAUCUAGUUUAUCUCGAGGACGAUACAUCGCGUAUUAAAUUAGUGGGAAAUGUUAAUAUUAAGGAUACCGUGACUGGAGUUGUUUGUGCAGUCCUAGGACGACAGGACCAGAACAGUUCUUUUAAGGUUGAAGAGUGGUGCUUCCCGGGUUGUUUACCACAGGAGAAAAUCUCAUCACCAACAAAGGGAAAAAUAGUUUUAAUCUCUGGUCUUGAAUUAGCAACUGCCGAAGUGAAUUUAGAAUUAAAUUUAUUAGUAGAAUGGUUGUGUGGAAUGUUAGGCGAUUCAUCGACACAAAAAGAAGGAGCUUCAGUCGUACGAGUUAUUAUUGCAGGAAACAGUAUUAAAGGAACUUCCGACAGUCACGUUAAUAAAGGCCUUCAGGGUGGAAAAGCUCUCGAUCUAGCCGUCACCAAGGAAAUUGCGAUUGGCACGAAAAAAAUGGACGAUUUACUUUCUGAAUUGGCGAAAUUUUGUUGUGUUACUUUAAUGCCAGGACAGCAUGAUAUUGCCACUUUUAUGAUGCCACAGAAACCUUUGCACUCUUGUAUGUUCCCUCAAUCUCGAAGAUACAAUUCGGUGAGUGGAGCGACAAAUCCUUGGAUUGGCAAAAUUGGAAAUCGUCUUAUUUCCGGAACGAGCGGACAACCAAUCGAGGAUUUAAUUAAAGUCAGUGGAGCUAAUUAUUUAUCUCCAAUCGAGUGGCUCGAGAGAACAUUAAAUUGGCGACAUUUCUGUCCAACAGCUCCCGAUACAUUGCCAUGUUAUCCAUAUCAUGAGAAGGAUUUAUUUAUUAUGGAGGAAUGUCCAAAUAUUUAUUUCGCUGGCAAUAUGAAUAAAUUCGAAACUAAAUUAUGGGAAGGUGAAGACAAACAAGUCGUGAGAUUGAUCUGCAUUCCAAAAUUUUCCACUACAAAAACCGUUGUUCUUGUUGAUCUCGAUACUUUAGAAACACGAACUGUUUCCUUUGGAACUAGUUAAAACUUUUUUUUUUCGUGCUCAAAAAUUAAAACCAGGUGAAUUUUUUCCCCUCAAUUAAAAUAUUUAAUUUUUUUAUACAUAUUUGUAUUAUAGUCACUAAAAUAUAAUUACUAAAAUAUUAUAGUCACUAAAAUAUAAUUACUAAAAUAUUAUAGUCACUAAAAUAUAAUUACUAAAAUAUUAUAGUCACUAAAAUAUAUUUACUAAAAUAUUAUAAUUAUUAAAACAAUAACUUUUAGUUUUUUAAAAACGAAUUUUACAAAAAUUACUCCAAAAAAAAAAUAUGUUUACAAUUUUUCAUUCUCUUAGCAAAAAUUAUAAUUUCGCGAUAAUAAAAUAUACGAAAAUUAAACUUA
Messenger RNA from Leptopilina heterotoma, 1833 nucleotides. RefSeq names its product DNA polymerase delta subunit 2 (gene PolD2). Gene Ontology annotation, molecular function: DNA binding. Gene Ontology annotation, cellular component: delta DNA polymerase complex. Lineage: Eukaryota; Metazoa; Arthropoda; Insecta; Hymenoptera; Figitidae. Bases 122 to 1477 code for a protein of 451 amino acids. The record is from RefSeq and is a predicted model, not a curated record. The transcript is spliced from 6 exons. Gene Ontology annotation, biological process: DNA replication; DNA strand elongation involved in DNA replication.